Messenger RNA from Labeo rohita (rohu), 781 nucleotides. RefSeq lists its product as uncharacterized. The record is from RefSeq and is a predicted model, not a curated record. The transcript is spliced from 2 exons. Gene Ontology annotation, molecular function: protein dimerization activity. Bases 31 to 717 code for a protein of 228 amino acids. NCBI's taxonomy places the organism in Eukaryota, Metazoa, Chordata, Actinopteri, Cypriniformes, Cyprinidae.
ACAAUCUCUCUUAUCAUACCUCUCAAACACAUGAUUCAAGUGAGCAUGGCACCGUGCGAUGUAGACUCAAACACCGUCUCUCAAAUGAAGGCAGCAAUACUGAAUGAUUUGGCAGACCGUUACCAAGGGGAGCAAGCAGAGUUUCUGUAUGAGAGCAGUGCGUUGGACCGCCGGUUCCGGGCCCUCCCCCAUCUGAAUAACAGCGAAAGGGAUGAAAUUUUCAACAGGCUCAAGUUAAAAGCAACACAGAUGCAGAACCAGAACCCUAGUGAAGAGGAAAGUGCAGCACCAGGCAGCCAUGAACAUGUAGCUGGACACUCAAAAACUGACCCGCCACAAAAAGCACAUGCUGUGGGAGGUGUCUCUCCUCCAUCCAAAAAGACUGCUCUUGAAGAUCUCCUUGGGGAUUCUUUUAGUCAAGGGGACAGCAGAACACAGCACACUGCUCAGAUUGAUGCAGAAAUUGACUUGUACCGCAAAGAGACCUCUAUCUCACUCAUGGCUUGUCCUCUCGAGUGGUGGAAAGACAAUGCACAACGUUACCCACUGCUGUCAACCUUGGCCAAGUCAUAUCUCUCUGUCCCAGCAACCUCAGUCCCAAGUGAGAGGGUUUUUUCUGUUGCAGGGGACAUUGUAAAUGCCCAGAGAUCCCAGCUUUUACCAGAUAAUGUUGAUAUGCUAAUUUUCCUUAAAAAAAACCUGUCUCUGUCUGAAUAAGUGAGUGUGUGAGUGAAUGAGGUGAGUGUUCUCAAAUACUCAUUCAGCACAUGGGCCAGCUGCA